Molecule: messenger RNA, 1702 nt
Organism: Lynx canadensis (Canada lynx)
Lineage: Eukaryota; Metazoa; Chordata; Mammalia; Carnivora; Felidae
Gene: FADS3
Product: fatty acid desaturase 3
Exons: 12
Coding region: 124-1404 (426 amino acids)
Biological process (GO): lipid metabolic process
Cellular component (GO): membrane
Molecular function (GO): oxidoreductase activity, acting on paired donors, with oxidation of a pair of donors resulting in the reduction of molecular oxygen to two molecules of water
Source: RefSeq, a predicted model, not a curated record
AGGGUUGUGACCCGGUCCAGUGGGAGCAUCUGGCCGGAGCCCAGUGGUAGAGCAGCCUGUUCGGGGAGCCUCCUCACCAGCCCCUUCCCGUGGUCCAGCAGUCCCUCGUCUGGAGAGACCACGAUGCUCUGCCUUGACCGUCGAACAUUCGAGAUGGGCCACACCGGCCGGGUACCAGGAAUCUUCAAGAUUCCAGGAGACGAAUCCCUAAGUGGCAGAACUUUCGGCAGCAGAAGAGCGUGUCCUGUCCCGGGAGGUCCUGUUUACCAGGACUGCCAGGAUGCCUUCCACGCCUUCCACCAGGACCUCAAUUUCGUGCGCAAGUUCCUGCAGCCCCUGCUGAUUGGAGAGCUGGCCCCGGAGGAGCCCAGCCAGGAUGGACCCCAGAAUGCCCAGCUGGUUGAGGACUUCCGAGCCCUGCGCCAGGCAGCUGAGGACAUGAAGUUGUUUGAGGCCAAGCCCGCCUUCUUCGCUCUCUUGCUGGGCCACAUCCUGGCCAUGGAGGUGCUCGCCUGGCUCACCAUCUACCUCCUCGGCCCGGGCUGGGUGCCCAGCACCCUCGCCGCCCUUGUCCUGGCCACCUCCCAGGCUCAGUGUUGGUGUCUGCAGCAUGACCUGGGCCAUACCUCCGUCUUCCGGAAGUCCCAGUGGAACCACCUGGCCCAGCAGUUUGUGAUGGGACAGCUGAAGGGCUUCUCUGCCCACUGGUGGAACUUCCGCCAUUUCCAGCACCACGCCAAGCCCAACAUCUUCCACAAAGACCCGGAUGUGACCGUAGCGCCCGUCUUCCUCCUGGGGGAGUCGUCGGUCGAGUACGGCAGGAAGAAGCGCAGAUACUUGCCCUACAACCAUCAGCAUCUGUACUUUUUCCUGAUCGGCCCGCCGCUGCUCACCCUGGUGAACUUUGAAGUGGAGAAUCUGGCGUACAUGCUGGUGUGCAUGCGGUGGAUGGACUUGCUCUGGGCUGCCAGCUUCUACUCCCGCUUCUUCCUGUGCUACAUCCCCUUCUACGGCGUUCCUGGGGCGCUGCUCCUCUUCGUCGCUGUCAGGGUCCUGGAGAGCCACUGGUUCGUGUGGAUCACGCAGAUGAACCACAUCCCCAAGGAGAUCGGCCAUGAGAAGCACCGGGACUGGGCCAGCUCUCAGCUGGCAGCCACCUGCAAUGUGGAGCCCUCGCUCUUCAUCGACUGGUUCAGCGGGCACCUCAACUUCCAGAUCGAGCACCACCUCUUCCCCACGAUGCCAAGGCACAACUACCGUAGGGUGGCCCCGCUGGUCAAGGCGCUGUGUGCCAAGCACGGCCUCAACUACGAGGUGAAGCCCUUUCUCACCGCCCUGGUGGACAUCGUUGGGUCCCUGAAGAAGUCUGGCGACAUCUGGCUGGAAGCCUACCUCCACCAGUGAAGGCGGCACCCAGGGCCCCAGCGACCACCAAGCCGGCCCAGGCAGGCUUGACUACUCCGCCCCACCCCCACCCCACCCCCCACCUGGCCUAGGGGGCCCUGCCCACCCUUCUGGAUCUGCUGUCCUCACCUCACCACCCCCCUCACCUGUCUGCUUGGCAGCCCUAAGGCCAUGGCUCUUGGCCAAACAGGACCAGGGCUAGGGGGAUAGUACAUAAAGCCACACAGCAUGGCAUGUUUUCCUAGAGCAAAAAUUUAGGAAAAAUGGUUAUUUUUAUAUAAAAACAAACACAGAAAAA